This is a messenger RNA of Helobdella robusta, 405 nucleotides long. RefSeq lists its product as hypothetical. Lineage: Eukaryota; Metazoa; Annelida; Clitellata; Rhynchobdellida; Glossiphoniidae. The record is from RefSeq and is a predicted model, not a curated record. The transcript is spliced from 3 exons. Bases 1 to 405 code for a protein of 134 amino acids.
AUGGAGGAAGCACCACUAGCGGAAACGAUGGAGAAGAAGGAGUCCUACAAGUCGACUGAAGAAAGCGAAAAAGUGACGAUAUCAAGCGCGAAAGAAGCCAAUGAAGCGACUGCAAGCAAUGGAAAGCCGAAAGAUUUUGUCCCUGCCAUCAUGUUAUCGUGCUUCCUCUUCUGGACAUGCGGAAUGCUGUUUGGGUUGAUUGCCAUGGUUUUAGCAGUCAUCGGUCACUACAUCGGCAGGGGUGGCAACCAACACACGGCAGGAAAGUACCUGAAGGCCUCCUACAUUGUGUCCGUUGUGGGAAUCAUCGUCUUCUUCGUCCUGGCCAUCAUCUUCCUAAUCUUCUGGUCCAAACUUGAAGAGCAGGAGAAGAAAAAUAACACCUUGAGUGUGUAUCCAUUUUAA